AGUUUGAGAUUUAGGGGGUGACGAAGGUGAUUUGUGACAAAACAUGUGUGCUUCCACAUAAGUUGUGAGACAUUUAGGGAAAAUAAAGAAAAAUUAAGUGCUUUGUUAGUGAGAAGGUGGAUACUUCCGCAACAUGGCUGAAGCGGAAGGUGGAUCUGAGCAGGAUGAUGUUUCAUUCUUACGCACGGAAGACAUGGUCUGUCUUUCGUGCACAGCCACUGGAGAACGAGUAUGUUUAGCUGCUGAAGGCUUUGGCAAUCGACAUUGCUUCCUGGAAAAUAUAGCCGACAAGAAUGUCCCUCCGGACCUAUCGCAAUGCGUCUUUGUUAUUGAGCAGGCUCUCUCAGUCAGAGCUCUUCAGGAACUUGUUACAGCUGCUGGAUCUGAAACCGAGAAAGAUUCCUUAGGCAAGGGAACAGGAUCUGGCCACAGGACACUUCUCUAUGGCAAUGCCAUUCUUCUUCGCCAUCAGAACAGUGACAUGUAUUUAGCCUGUCUCUCAACAUCGUCCUCCAAUGACAAAUUGUCCUUCGACGUGGGUCUCCAGGAACACAGUCAAGGAGAGGCGUGCUGGUGGACUGUUCAUCCGGCCAGCAAACAACGAUCUGAGGGUGAAAAGGUGCGUGUCGGUGAUGAUUUGAUUCUGGUGUCCGUGGCCACAGAAAGAUAUCUGCACACCACCAAAGAAAAUGACCAGUCCAUCGUGAAUGCCAGUUUCCACGUGACCCAUUGGUCUGUGCAACCUUAUGGUACAGGAAUCUCACGUAUGAAGUAUGUGGGUUAUGUCUUUGGAGGAGAUGUUCUGCGGUUCUUCCAUGGUGGUGAUGAAUGCCUCACAAUACCGAGCUCCUGGGCCAAUGAACCUGGUCAAAACAUAGUGAUCUACGAAGGUGGUUCUGUAAUGUCGCAAGCCAGAUCUCUCUGGCGAUUGGAAUUAGCGCGAACAAAAUGGUCUGGUGGCUUUAUAAAUUGGUAUCAUCCUAUGAGGAUUCGUCAUUUGACAACCGGACGAUAUUUGGCUGUAAACGAAAACAACGAACUAUGCUUGCUUGGAAGGGAUGAUGCGAACAUUUCCUGCUCAACUUUUUGUCUGCGUCAAGAGAAGGAUGAUCAGAAGAUUGUUCUUGAAGACAAAGAUUUGGAAAUUAUUGGUUCGCCAAUCAUAAAAUACGGUGAUUCAACUGUAAUUCUUCAGCAUUCAGAGUCAGGACUUUGGCUGAGUUACAAGAGUUAUGAAACUAAGAAAAAAGGCGUGGGAAAAGUCGAAGAGAAACAGGCUGUUCUUCACGAAGAAGGAAAGAUGGACGAUGGACUGGACUUUUCGCGUUCACAGGAAGAAGAAUCAAAGACAGCUCGGGUGAUCAGGAAAUGUAGCAGUCUCUUCACAAAAUUUAUUCAUGGCUUGGAGCGAUUGCAAGAAAAUCGAAGACAUUCGAUCUUCUUUCAAACGGUCAACCUGUCUGAGAUGGUGAUGUGUCUUGAGGAUUUAAUUAACUAUUUCGCACAACCUGACGAUGAUAUGGAACACGAAGAGAAGCAAAAUCGCUUCCGUGCUUUGAGGAAUCGUCAGGAUCUCUUCCAAGAAGAAGGAGUCCUUAACUUGAUCCUCGAGGCUAUUGACAAAAUCAAUGUUAUCACAUCACAAGGAUUCUUGGCUAGUUUCCUAGCUAGUGAUGAAAGUGGUCAGAGCUGGGAACUCAUUUCUGGGUAUCUCUAUCAAUUACUAGCAGCUAUAAUCAAGGGCAAUCACACGAAUUGUGCUCAGUUCGCUAACACCAACCGUCUGAACUGGUUGUUCUCCAGACUUGGUUCGCAAGCCUCUAGCGAAGGGUCUGGAAUGCUUGAUGUACUUCACUGUGUGUUGAUUGACUCUCCAGAAGCUUUGAACAUGAUGAGGGAUGAACACAUCAAAGUAAUUAUCUCUCUACUGGAGAAGCACGGCCGAGAUCCCAAAGUUCUGGAUGUUCUGUGUUCCCUCUGCGUGGGUAACGGCGUUGCUGUCAGAUCAUCGCAGAACAACAUUUGCGAUUUCCUCCUACCGGGAAAGAACCUUUUGCUGCAGACUCAGCUCGUAGAUCACGUUGCUAGCAUCAGACCAAAUAUCUUCGUUGGACGUGUUGAAGGAUCAGCAAUGUAUCAGAAGUGGUACUUCGAAAUCACAAUGGAUCACAUCGAACAGACAACCCACAUGAUGCCGCACUUGCGAAUCGGCUGGGCCAAUACGUCCGGGUACGUCCCGUAUCCAGGCGGUGGAGAAAAAUGGGGUGGAAAUGGCGUUGGUGAUGAUCUGUAUUCCUUUGGCUUCGACGGUGCACACCUUUGGACCGGAGGACGCAACAUCUCCGUUGUUUCCGCAGACGUACAGGAGCCCUACAUCCGAAAGGGUGAUGUGAUCGGAUGCGCCUUGGAUCUAACUGUGCCGAUUAUAACAUUUACAUUCAAUGGGGCCAAAGUACGUGGAAGUUUUAGGGAUUUUAAUCUCGACGGUAUGUUCUUUCCUGUUCUGAGUUGUUCCUCCAAGUUGAGUUGCCGUUUUCUACUGGGUGGUGACCAUGGGCGCCUGAAAUAUGCCCCACCACUUGGAUUUUCGCCUCUUGUUCAGUGCCUUAUGCCCCAUCAAGUUCUAAGUCUCGAUCCCUGUUUCUACUUCGGUAAUUUGUACAAGAAUGUCCUGGCGGGACCUUGGCUCGUGGAAGACGAUACCCCAUUUGUUCCACAGCCUGUUGAUACAGUCAAUGUCAGUUUGCCAUCCUUCGUGGACACAAUCAAAGACAAACUGGCUGAGAACAUUCAUGAAAUGUGGGCUCUCAAUAAAAUCGAAGCUGGAUGGUGUUGGGGUGAAUACCGAGAUGACCUGCACAAAAUUCACCCAUGCCUCACACAGUUUGAGCGUCUUCCAGCUGCUGAAAAACGCUACGACUGCCAACUUGCAGUACAAACCCUUAAGACAAUCAUAGCUCUAGGCUACUACAUUACUCUGGACAAGCCACCAGCCCGAAUUCGACCAAUUCGCUUACCAAAUGAACCCUUUAUGCAAGCCAAUGGUUACAAACCAGCCCCAUUGGAUCUCAGUGCUGUAACUCUAACGCCGAAGCUGGAAGAGCUCGUGGAUCAACUUGCUGAGAAUACUCACAAUUUGUGGGCAAAGGAAAGAAUCCAGCAAGGAUGGACUUAUGGUCUCAAUGAAGAUUCGGAAAAUCAUCGUAGUCCACAUUUAGUGCCCUACGUCAAGGUAGAUGAAGCUAUCAAGAAGGCUAACAGGGACACAGCUUCAGAAACCGUAAGGACGCUUCUGGUCUAUGGGUACAAUCUGGAUCCGCCUACGGGCGAGGGCAAUGAGGCUCUUCUGGCCGAAGCACAACGACAGAAAUUUGCUGCAUUUCGAACGUAUCGAGUUGAAAAGAACUACGCCGUUACAUCAGGAAAGUGGUACUUUGAAUUUGAAGUACUUACAGCUGGACCCAUGCGGGUUGGUUGGGCCAGAGCUGAUUGUAAUCCAGGAACAAUGCUUGGGAAUGACGAUAGCACUUGGGCAUUUGAUGGAUACAAUGAAGAAAAAGUAUCCGGGGGCUCAACUGAGUCCUUUGGCAAACAAUGGGUUCCUGGUGAUGUCGUUGGUGUCUUCCUUGAUUUGGUGGAUCACACCAUCAGUUUCUCUCUGAAUGGUGAAUUGUUGAUGGAUGCAUUGGGUGGCGAGACCACAUUUGCUGAUGUAACUGCCGAUGGUGUUGGCUUUGUUCCAGCCUGUACUCUUGGGGUGGGACAGAAAGCUCGUUUGAUUUAUGGUCAGAAUGUUGAUUCCUUAAAGUGGUUCACCACAUGUGGUCUGCAGGAAGGUUACGAGCCAUUCUGUGUAAAUAUGAGACGUCCUGUAACGCAUUGGUAUACCAAGGAUCAACCAAUUUUUGAGAAUACUGAAGAUUUUAUCGAUUGUCGCAUUGAUGUAACGAGAAUUCCAGGAGGUGCUGAUACACCACCAUGCUUGAAAAUCUCCCAUAACACUUUCGAAACGAUGGAAAAGGCCAAUUGGGAAUUCCUGAGGCUGUCACUGCCAGUUAUUUGUCAAAGUGCAUUUAUUACUGAAACUGAAAAAAUGCAUCGCUGGGAAGAAAUUAAGAUGCGCCAAAAUCGCAUUUUGGCCGAAGUUGAGCAAACAACACCAGCUCAUUUUGACCACAUCAUGAGGAGUGGGUUUACGAUGAAUGACAUCAAAGGUCUGCAUAGGAAUUACAAUGAAGACGCUGCAGAAGCUGAUGAACAGAUGCUCCGACCCAAUCCUGCUAGGCCACCACGCAAAGGUUCUCUAUCGAGGGGUAGUAUUGCUCCGUAUGAUCCACCAACCAUUGAGAUCAACUCCAAGAUCCAGAGGUCAACCAGUGAAUUGGACAUGAAUGCUUACGGUGAGAUUGGUGAGAAGGAUGACAAGAAGAAGCGUGGUCGUAGUCCAUUCAAGUUCUUUUCGAAGAAGAAUCGCGAUCAGAGCAAGGACAAGUUGAAGGCUAAAACACCAGAACCAGGUGAUCGCAGAACGACUAGUACUCAAGGUCGCAAUGUCAUUCAGUCUCAAACCAUGACUAGGACACCUACUGUAAGGGUGUCCAAUGCGGACUUACGUGUUCAACCGCCUGCAGUUCCAGAUCGUCCCAAAACCAUGACCGUCAACGCACUCGGCAGCAACAGUAUUGAAUCGGUUGGCAAUGAAGUUUACGAUGCCGAGUGUCUCAAACUAAUCAAUGAGUACUUCUACGGAGUCCGAAUCUUCCCUGGUCAAGAUCCUACACAUGUAUGGAUCGGUUGGGUUACCACCCAAUACCACAGACAUAGCAACGAGUUUAAUCAGCAAACCGUUCGUCGAGUUGCUGUUGCUAUGGAAGAUGACUACGAAACUAUAAUGGGUCGGGUUAAUAGGCAGAGUUGCUACAUGGUUCGGGCUGAUGAACUUUUCAAUGAAGUGACUCAGGAUGCUUCGGGCAAGGGAGCGUCUCAGGGCAUGUUUGUAGGAUGCUUCGUUGAUACUGCAACUGGAACAAUUAGGUUCACAUGCGAGGGGAAGGAGACAUCGCACAAAUGGGUAAUGGAACCAGAUACCAAACUAUUCCCAGCUAUCUUUGUCGAAGCCACAAGCAAGGAAGUACUUCAGAUUGAACUGGGUCGUACCCCAACUACCUUACCCUUGUCCGCAGCUGUACUACCAACAGGGGACAAGCAUGUUAAUCCACAGUUCCCGCCCAGGCUCAAGGUGCAAUGCCUCAAGCCUCAUCAAUGGGCUAGGGUGCCCAACAAUGCUCUUCAAGUUCACGCUUUGAAGCUUUCCGACAUCAGAGGCUGGUCGAUGUUGUGUGAAGAUCCAGUAUCUAUGCUUGCUCUUCAUAUUCCUGAAGAAGAUCGCUGUAUAGAUAUUCUGGAACUCAUUGAAAUGGAUAAACUCCUUUCCUUCCAUUCCCAUACCUUGACUCUCUAUGCAGCUCUCUGCUACCAAUCUAAUUACAGAGCUGCUCAUGCCCUAUGUCUUCAUGUUGAUCAGAAGCAACUACUCUAUGCUAUUAAGUCUGAGUACAUGAGUGGUCCACUCCGUCAAGGAUUUUAUGACCUUCUGAUUGCACUUCAUUUGGAAUCGCAUGCCACAACAAUGGAGGUAUGCAAGAACGAGUUUAUUAUUCCUCUUGGACCAGAAUUGACGGAAUUGUACAAGGAAACAGAAAUGUGCCACUCGCUCAGAUCACUUCAGACCGAAUCUGUAAGACCUCAGAUGAAAAUGACAGAGAUUGCUUCCCCAAUGCCGAAUGUACCAAUAGUAGUGGCCAAUGGUGUUUCCAGUGAGCCUAUUCCGACCAUCGAUGCCCUGUAUUCGCCACGCUUCCCUCUGGAAAUAGUCCGGGAAUUUGUAAUGGAAGCUCUUGCUGAAGCUGUUGAAAUCAACCAAGUGCACAACCGCGAUCCAAUAGGUGGAUCAAAUGAAAACCUCUUCUUGCCACUGAUCAAACUGUGCGAUCGUCUUCUUCUUGUGGGAAUUAUGAAGGAUGAAGACAUAGAGAAACUCCUUAUAAUGAUCGAUCCAGAAACAUGGGAUGGUUCCUUUGACAAGGAAGGCAAGGAUGAACAUCGAAAGGGUCUCUUGACAAUGAAGAUGGCCGAAGGAGCUAAGCUCCAGAUGUGCUAUCUGUUACAUCAUCUAUGUGAUGUUCAGUUGCGUCAUCGCGUUGAGAGUAUCAUUGCCUUCUCAAAUGGCUUCGUUGGAGACCUCCAGGCUGAUCAGCUGAGACGUUACAUUGAGAUUAAACAAUCAGAUCUUCCAAGUGCAGUGGCUGCCAAGAAGACUAGAGAAUUCAGAUGUCCACCGAGAGAGCAAAUGAACGCUAUUUUGAGUUUCAAAGCUCUUGAAGAUGAUGACAUUGAAAAUUGUCCAUGUGGCGUUGAACUUCGUGAUGCCCUCAACGAGUUCCAUGGUCAACUUAUGACUAAAGUCUCCCUAAAUGCUCUUCAGGACUCAGAAGAAGAUGAUUCCGGGGCAGCAGAUACCGGAAAGACCGGUCCGCUAUCUAAACUCUUCAAUUUCAUCAAUACUGUAAAGGAAUUGGAAGAGGAACCUAAGGAAGCAAUUGAACCAGUUAAGAAGACUCCUGAAGAAAUAUUCAGGAAGGUCUUGAUCAAGACCAUUGUAUCAUGGGCUGAAGAGUCUCAGAUCGAAACUCCCAAACUCGUAAGAGAGAUGUUUGGUCUUCUCGUGAGGCAAUACGAUACUGUUGGAGAGCUAAUAAAAGCCCUAGAGAAAACUUAUGUGAUCAACAGCAAAACCAAGAAUGAUGUUGCUGGAAUGUGGGUGGGAUUGAGUCAAAUCCGAGCUCUGCUUCCGGUGCAAAUGAGCGAAGAAGAAGAAAAGCUUAUGAGAACGAGACUGUGGAAGUUGGUUAACAAUCACACAUUCUUCCAGCAUCCAGAUUUAAUCCGGAUCCUAAGAGUGCAUGAGAACGUCAUGGCCGUUAUGAUGAAUACCCUGGGCAGAAGAGCUCAGGCACAGAGCGAUGCUCCAGUUCAGAGUGAAGGUGGUGAGGCUCCUGUGAAAGAAAAGGAUACAUCUCAUGAGAUGGUUGUAGCUUGCUGCCGUUUCUUGUGUUACUUCUGCCGAACUAGUCGUCAAAAUCAAAAAGCUAUGUUUGAUCACUUUGACUUCCUCUUGGAGAACUCCAAUAUUCUCCUAUCCCGACCAAGUCUUCGAGGAUCUACCCCCUUGGACGUAGCUUAUUCCAGUUUGAUGGAGAAUACAGAAUUAGCUCUCGCUUUAAGAGAGCAUUAUCUUGAAAAGAUUGCCGUAUAUCUUUCACGUUGCGGUCUACAGAGUAAUUCGGAACUCGUGGAGAAGGGUUAUCCAGAUUUGGGAUGGGAUCCUGUUGAGGGUGAGAGAUAUUUGGACUUCCUACGCUUCUGUGUCUGGGUGAAUGGUGAAAGCGUUGAGGAGAACGCUAACUUGGUUAUUAGACUCCUGAUUCGAAGACCUGAAUGUCUAGGUCCGGCCCUACGUGGUGAAGGUGAGGGCCUGCUAAGGGCAAUUAUUGAUGCUAAUAAAAUGUCUGAGAGAAUAGCCGAUCGACGAAAGCUUCAAGACGAGGCAGAAGGAACAAUGGCUGGUCUUACAUUUAAUCAUCCUCUGCCAGAAAGUGACGACGACGAAGAUUAUAUAGACACUGGAGCAGCUAUCCUCAAUUUCUACUGUACCUUGGUAGACCUUCUGGGACGAUGUGCUCCAGAUACCGCAGUGAUUGCUCAAGGAAAGAAUGAGUCUUUGAGAGCUCGUGCUAUUCUCCGAUCUCUAGUACCGCUUGAAGAUCUGCAAGGAGUCCUUAGCCUCAAAUUUACUUUACAAAAUCCAGCUCCGGGUGAAGAGAAACCCAAAUCUGAUAUGCCAUCCGGGUUGAUUCCGGGUCACAAGCAGAGUAUUGUGAUGUUCUUGGAACGUGUAUACGGCAUUGAAACGCAGGAACUGUUUUACAAAUUGCUCGAAGAAGCUUUCCUGCCAGAUUUACGAGCUGCAACGAUGCUCGAUAGGAACGAUGGAUCUGAAAGCGACAUGGCGCUGUCUAUGAAUCGCUACAUUGGUAAUUCAAUCUUGCCUUUGCUCAUUCAACACUCAAAGUUCUACAACGAAGCAGAAAACUAUGCCAGUCUCCUGGACGCAACUCUUCACACAGUGUAUCGUUUGUCGAAGAACAGGAUGUUAACCAAGGGUCAGAGAGAGGCUGUUUCUGAUUUUCUUGUAGCUCUUACAGCUCAGAUGCAACCGAGUAUGCUGCUGAAGCUUUUGCGCAAGUUAACCGUAGACGUAUCCCGUUUGUCGGAAUAUACAACCGUUGCACUUCGUCUGCUAACAUUACACUAUGAUCGUUGUGCCAAGUACUAUGGGUCAAGUGGAGGGCAGGGUGCUUAUGGGUCUUCUUCUGAUGAGGAAAAACGACUCACAAUGCUUCUGUUCUCGAAUAUCUUUGACUCCCUCAGCAAUAUGGAUUACGAUCCUGAGCUGUUUGGCAAAGCCCUACCAUGCCUUAUUGCCAUCGGGUGCGCCUUACCUCCCGAUUAUAGUUUGUCGAAGAAUGCAGAUGAGGACUUUUAUGGUAAACCCUCAUCAGCAGCUGCUCCCGAUCAGCCACAGUACAAUCCUCAGCCAAUAAAUACGAGUGCCGUGGUAUUGGACAAUGAUCUGAAUUCCAUUGUACAGAAAUUCAGUGAACACUACCACGAUGCUUGGGCGAGUCGAAAACUUGAGGCUGGUUGGUCAUUCGGGGAGCAAUGGUCAGACAGCCAAAAGUUCCAUCCUCGACUAAAGCCAUACAAUAUGCUGAGUGAUUACGAAAGGGAGCGGUAUAAGGAGCCAGUCAGGGAGGCUCUUAAGGCACUUCUUGCUCUUGGUUGGUCUGUUGAACAUGCCGAAGGUGAUGUUCCUCUGUCACAUCGAGGAUCUACCAGGAGGACGUCAAAGCCAAAUCUUGAAUUUCAGACUGACUCUUCAUCACCAUUCAACUACAAUCCUCAACCAAUUGAUAUGACCAACUUGACGCUCAGUCGAGAGAUGCAAAAUAUGGCUGAGAGAAUAGCUGAGAAUUCUCACGAUAUUUGGGCUAAGAAGAAGCGAGAAGAGUUGAAUACUUGUGGUGGAGCUAUUCAUCCACAGCUCGUACCAUAUGAUCUGUUGACAGAUAAGGAGAAGCGUAAGGAUAGGGAAAGAUCCCAAGAAUUUCUCAAAUACAUGCAAUACCAGGGUUACAAACUUCACAAGCCAUCAAGAGGCAUAUCCGCUGAUGGGGAACAAGCUGGAGGUGGUCCAGCUAUUGAACUUAGGUUCGCCUACUCUCUGCUUGAGAAGUUGAUUCAAUACUUAGAUAGGGCGACCAUCAACAUGAAAUUACUGAAGCCUUCGACAACAUUUAGUCGUCGAAAUUCGUUCAAAACCAGUUCCAGAGACAUCAAGUUCUUCUCCAAGGUCGUGCUACCGUUAAUGGAAAAGUACUUCUCAACCCAUCGUAACUACUUCAUUGCGGUAGCAACAGCAACUAACAACAUUGGAGCAGCAUCGCUUAAGGAAAAAGAAAUGGUUGCUGCUUUAUUCUGCAAACUUGCAAGUUUGCUCCGUUAUCGCUUAGCUGCGUUCGGUCCAGAUGUUCGUAUCACAGUUCGUUGCCUUCAAGUUUUGGUCAAGGGUAUCGAUGCAAAAUCACUAGUGAAGAACUGUCCUGAAUUCAUUAGAACAUCCAUGUUGACGUUCUUCAACAACACAGCUGAUGAUCUUGGACAAACUAUAUUCAACUUGCAGGAUGGCAAGUACAGCCAUUUAAGAGGAACUCAUCUGAAAACUUCAACUUCAUUAGCCUACGUCAAUACGGUCAUAUUGCCAGUUUUGACUGCAAUGUUUGAUCAUUUGGCCGGUUGUGAAUAUGGAUCGGACUUGCUCUUGGACGAAAUUCAAGUGGCUUCCUACAAGAUCUUAUCAUCUCUGUAUACAUUGGGUAUUGACGCAAGCCUAACUCAUGAUAGAAAGUAUCUCAAAACGGAAAUUGAACGUCACAAACCUAGUCUUGGUUCCUGCUUAGGUGCCUUCAGUUCUACUUUUCCAGUUGCCUUUUUAGAACCUCAUCUGAAUAAACACAAUCAGUUCUCGUUACUCAAUCGUAUUGCUGACCAUUCACUGGAAGCUCAAGAUAUAAUGGCCAAGAUGGAGAAUUCCAUGCCAACGCUUGAGGCAAUUCUUCAAGAAGUUGACCAGUUUGUCGAGUCCGAUAAAACUUACAACGAUGCGCAACAUAUUAUUGACGUUAUACUACCUCUUCUGUGUUCUUACUUGCCUUUCUGGUGGGCUCAAGGACCUGACAACAUUACACCAACAACUGGGAAUCACGUGACAAUGGUAACAGCCGAUCACAUGAACCAGUUGCUGAAGAACGUUUUGAAGAUGAUCAAGAAGAACAUCGGAAACGACAACGCUCAGUGGAUGACGAGAAUUGCUGCAUACACGCAACAGAUCAUCAUUAACAGUUCCGAGGAACUUCUUAUUGAUCCUUUCCUGCCACUGGCAGAACGCGUAAGGAAACGCACGGACAAUAUGUUCCACAAAGAGGAGAGUCUCAGGGGUUUCAUCAAAUCCGCAACUGAUGAUACGUCGCAAGUUGAAGCGCAAAUUCAGGAGGACUGGCAACUUCUCGUCCGAGAUAUCUACUCAUUCUACCCAUUGUUGAUCAAAUAUGUUGAUUUGCAGAGGAACCACUGGCUCAAGAACAAUAUUCCAGAAGCUGAAGAAUUGUACAAUCAUGUUGCAGAGAUUUUCAACAUCUGGUCCAAGAGUCAGUACUUUCUGAAAGAAGAGCAGAACUUCAUAUCCGCCAAUGAGAUUGACAACAUGGCCCUUAUUAUGCCAACAGCAACCAGAAGAACUCAGGUCAUCUCUGAGGGUCAACAGAAUACUGGUGGUAAAAUCAAAAAGAAGAAGAAGAACCGAGACAAGAAACGUGAUAAGGAUAAGGAAGUCCAGGCCAGUUUGAUGGUGGCCUGUCUGAAACGCCUUCUGCCCGUUGGAUUGAACCUCUUUGCUGGUCGCGAACAAGAACUUGUGCAGCACUGCAAGGAUCGGUAUUUGAAGAAGAUGUCUGAAGAUUUUGUGAUUGAGUUUGCAAGAACUCAGCUAACACUUCCCGAUAAGCUUGAUCCUGCUGACGAAAUGUCCUGGCAGCACUACCUCUACUCCAAGCUAGGCAAAAAGGAAGUCGAAGCUGAUGAAAUUGUGGAAAAAGCCAAAGUCACAGAUGAGAAGAAGCCAGAAAACAAGAUUGAAGAUACCGUUGAUAGAAUUGUUGCAAUGGCUAAGGUUCUCUUUGGACUUCACAUGGCCAAUCGCCCAAAGCAACGAUCUGACAAGUGGCAGCGAAUUGUAUCCCUGGCCAGGAGAAAAUCCGCACUUGCUUGUCUUAAAGCUAAACCCUUGUACAAGAUGAGCAGACAUCGGGCUUGCAAUAUAUUUGCACGAACGUACCACGAAUUGUGGCUUCAGGAGGAGAAUAUUGGACAGGAAAUUAUGAUUGAGGAUCUGACGCAAUCAUUCGAGGAUGCUGAAAAGGCCAAGAAGGAUGCCGAAGAGGAGGAGAGCAAACCUGAUCCUCUGACCCAACUCGUAACCACCUUCUGCCGUGGUGCCAUGACUGAACGUAGCGGAGCCCUCCAGGAGGAUGCACUGUACAUGUCCUAUGCUCAGAUUGCUGCAAAGUCCUGCGGUGAGGAAGAAGAGGAAGGUGGUGAAGAGGAGGGUGGUGGAGAAGAGGGAGAAUCAAGUGGGGCAAGUAUUCAUAAAAACACAAUGGAAACCCUUAUGGAACAAGAGAUGGAGAAGCAGAAGUUACUAUUCCACCAAGCACGUCUGUCGAAUCGAGGAGUAGCCGAAAUGGUCCUUCUGCACAUUUCAGCCUCGAAGGGCGUUCCAUCUGAUAUGGUCAUGAAGACUCUUGAACUGGGAAUUGCUAUUCUCAGGGGUGGAAACAUUGACAUUCAAAUGGGAAUGCUGAAUCAUCUCAAGGAGAAGAAAGAUGUUGGCUUCUUCACUUCCAUUGCUGGCCUUAUGAAUUCCUGUAGUGUAUUGGAUUUGGAUGCAUUUGAGAGAAACACUAAGGCUGAAGGUUUGGGAGUUGGAGCUGAAGGAGCAGCUGGAGAGAAAAACAUGCACGAUGCUGAAUUUACCUGUGCUCUCUUUAGAUUUAUCCAACUAACAUGCGAAGGCCAUAACUUAGAGUGGCAAAAUUAUCUGAGGACUCAAGCAGGAAAUACAACAACUGUUAACGUUGUUAUUUGCACUGUGGAUUACUUACUGAGACUCCAAGAAUCCAUUAUGGACUUCUAUUGGCACUAUUCGAGCAAGGAAAUCAUUGACCCAGCGGGUAAAGCGAACUUUUUCAAAGCCAUUGGAGUAGCUAGUCAAGUAUUUAACACUCUGACUGAGGUCAUCCAAGGUCCUUGUACACUCAAUCAACAGGCUCUGGCACAUUCGCGAUUGUGGGAUGCAGUGGGUGGUUUUCUCUUCCUCUUCUCCCACAUGCAAGACAAACUUUCCAAGCAUUCGAGUCAAGUGGAUUUGCUAAAAGAGUUGCUAAAUCUGCAGAAAGACAUGAUAACUAUGAUGCUAUCCAUGCUUGAGGGUAAUGUUGUCAAUGGAACUAUUGGUAAACAGAUGGUGGAUACCCUCGUGGAAUCAGCGUCAAACGUUGAAUUGAUACUCAAAUACUUCGACAUGUUCCUGAAACUCAAAGACCUAACUUCCACACCAAGCUUUCAGGAAAUCGAUCCCAACGGAGACGGCUGGAUCAAUCCUAAAGAUUUCCAGGAUAAGAUGGAACAACAGAAAAGCUAUACUCCGGAGGAAAUCGAAUUCCUGUUGGCUUGUUGUGAGAGAAAUCACGAUGGCAAGAUCGAUUAUAUUGACUUUGUGGAUCGCUUCCACGAUCCAGCUAAAGAGAUCGGUUUUAAUUUGGCAGUAUUACUGACCAAUUUGUCUGAGCAUAUGCCCAAUGAACCGAGGCUUGCUCGCUUCCUGGAGACUGCAGGAUCGGUCUUGAACUACUUCGAAGCCUUCCUGGGUAGAAUUGAAAUCAUGGGCAGUUCCAAGAGAAUUGAGAGAGUCUACUUUGAGAUAAAGGAGUCCAACAUCGAGCAAUGGGAGAAACCGCAGAUCAAGGAGUCCAAGAGAGCCUUCUUCUAUUCAAUUGUAACUGAAGGCGGUGACAAGGAGAAGCUGGAAGCUUUCGUCAACUUCUGCGAAGAUGCGAUCUUUGAAAUGACCCAUGCUUCUGCCCUAAUGGCCACUGAUGAAGGUGGUGGUAAUGUAAGAAGAGAGGCUUCCUUCAGCACUUACAUAAGCGAAGAGGAAGAAGAAAAGGCAGCUAAGGAUCCCAUCAAGAGAACAGUGCAAGGGGUAAAGGAUGGCUUCUGGUUCAUAUUGCACCUCUUCAGUGUGUCCAACAUCAAGCACCAAAUAGCGGUAGCACAAACUAAAUCCGUACCCGAACUGUUCAUUGGCUUCUUCAAGAUGAUCUUCUACGCUUUCUACUAUUCUGGCCUCGGAGUGACACUGAUCAUCAAGUACUUCCUGAACAUCCUGAUGUCCUUGAUGCGCGGAUCUGGAACUGAGGAAAUUGAAGCACCGCCUGAACCUGAAGCAUCGGGACUGAUGAGAGCCUUACCGGCUCUUCCGCAAGAGGAACCUCCUGGUACAGUUCAGGCAUUCGGACUGGAUAUAAGUAAAGAAGAGAAUGGGCAGUAUAAGUUGGCACCACAUGAAUCUCCCGCAGCAAGUCCAUCUUCGUCAAUGGAAGAGACAGGAGAGAGUAGUCCUGAAGAUGCCGCUGCAGCUGGAGAACAUGGACCUGAGGAAGGUCAGGAACCACCAAUAACCCUUGUAGAUCUCCUAGGUGGUGAAGCUGCUAAGAGAGCUGCACAGGAACGUUCUGAAGCUCAGAAGCUUCAGGAAGCUGCAAUGGCCACCAUUGAGGCUGAAACGAAGAAAUCCUCAGCAGAACCAAAAGAACCAGCAGCUGUGACGCAAAUUGACUUCUCUCAGUACACCCACAAAAUUGUCAGCUUCCUGGCACGAAAUUUCUACAAUCUCAAAUACGUGGCUCUUGUCUUGGCUUUCUGCAUCAACUUUAUGCUGCUCUUCUACAAAGUGACAACCUUUGGUGAGGAUGAGGGAGGUUCUGGCGAAGGAGAACUGGACUUAGGAUUUGGAUCAGGUGGAUCGGGAUCGGGUUUGGGUGCAAUUCUCGAAGGUAGUGCAAAUGGAGAAGGUGAAGAAGGCGAAGAAGAAGAUCCCCUGGAAUCAGUUCACGUAGAUGAAGAUUUCUACUACAUGGAACACGUACUAAGGAUAGCUGCUCUUCUUCACAGUACGGUAUCUCUGGCUAUGCUUAUCGCCUACUACCAUCUUAAGGUUCCCCUUGCGAUCUUCAAGCGCGAGAAGGAAAUUGCUCGUCGCUUGGAAUUUGAUGGACUCUUCAUUGCCGAACAGCCUGAAGAUGAUGACAUCAAGUCUCACUGGGAUAAGCUUGUGAUAUCGGCCAAAUCUUUCCCCGUCAACUACUGGGAUAAGUUUGUAAAGAAGAAAGUGCGUCAGAAGUAUAGCGAAACGUACGACUUCGAAUCAAUAUCCAAUCUUCUGGGCAUGGAAAAGUCAGCAUUUACGACUCAAGAAACAGAAGGUGGUGGUUUGGUUCAUUACAUCGUUAACAUAGAUUGGCGCUAUCAGAUUUGGAAAGCCGGCGUGACAAUCACAGACAAUGCCUUCCUGUACUCUCUUUGGUACUUUACAUUUUCUAUCUUUGGAAAUUUCAACAAUUUCUUCUUUGCCGCCCAUUUGCUGGACGUAGCUGUUGGUUUCAAGACCCUGCGAACCAUCUUGCAAUCUGUCACGCACAAUGGCAAGCAACUUGUACUCACAGUGAUGCUACUCACGAUCAUCGUGUACAUCUACACGGUGAUCGCCUUCAAUUUCUUCCGCAAGUUCUAUGUUCAAGAGGAAGAUGAAGAAGUGGACAAGAAGUGCCAUGACAUGCUAACGUGCUUCGUGUUCCAUCUGUACAAGGGCGUGAGAGCUGGUGGUGGAAUAGGUGAUGAGAUAGGUGAUCCAGAUGGCGAUGACUACGAAGUAUACCGCAUCAUCUUCGACAUCACCUUCUUCUUCUUCGUCAUUGUCAUCCUGUUGGCCAUCAUUCAGGGUCUCAUUAUUGACGCCUUUGGUGAACUCCGUGAUCAACUGGAGUCUGUGAAGGAAGAUAUGGAGUCCAAUUGCUUCAUAUGCGGUAUAGGGAAGGACUACUUUGAUAAAGUACCGCAUGGCUUCGAUACUCACGUCCAGCAGGAGCACAACCUGGCAAACUACAUGUUCUUCCUCAUGCAUCUCAUCAACAAACCAGACACCGAGUAUACUGGCCAGGAAACGUACGUCUGGAAUAUGUAUCAGCAGAGAUGCUGGGACUUCUUCCCCGUUGGUGAUUGCUUUAGGAAGCAAUACGAGGAAGAAUUGGGUGGCGGAAGUGGCGGUUAACUUCUACAGCAAGUUCGUUAAUUCAUGUCAUUUCUUCAAACGUUCUGUUUUCAGUUCAUUCAUUUAGUUACGAUUUUAAUGGGAGUGUUGAUACGACCAGAUUAUAUUUCUGUAGACUUCGUUAUUCAAUAAAUACAAACUCUAUAUUUCUGUUACUGA
Phlebotomus papatasi is the source of this 15724-nucleotide messenger RNA. It is a transcript of the gene RyR, whose product is annotated as ryanodine receptor. The transcript is spliced from 42 exons. Gene Ontology annotation, molecular function: protein binding; ryanodine-sensitive calcium-release channel activity; calcium ion binding. Lineage: Eukaryota; Metazoa; Arthropoda; Insecta; Diptera; Psychodidae. Gene Ontology annotation, cellular component: Z disc; sarcolemma; calcium channel complex. Gene Ontology annotation, biological process: intracellular calcium ion homeostasis; calcium ion transmembrane transport. The coding region runs from base 134 to 15565 and encodes 5143 amino acids. The record is from RefSeq and is a predicted model, not a curated record.